Molecule: messenger RNA, 2269 nt
Organism: Ectocarpus sp. CCAP 1310/34
Lineage: Eukaryota; Phaeophyceae; Ectocarpales; Ectocarpaceae
Source: the annotation of a GenBank genome assembly
CACCGCUCACUGCUUCUACGUCCAGGGCUCUACGUGUAGAGUGCAGGGGAUGGAUUUCCGCGCAGGUCGAUGCUCCGAUGGGUCGAGAGAUCCUGCCACGAUCUGUGAGGCGUCGACUGCUCCCUUGAUUCGCAAGGGAGAUAUGGUAGUUUUCUUCGAAGGCCGCGAACCCAUUGGCUUCGACCGCAUGAAGGCCAAGACCAUCUGGCAAUGCCGGCACGGGGCAUUUCACCACGAUGAGAUAAUCGGCAAGCCUUUUGGAUCCAGGGUAUUCUCCCGCACCACGAAGGGCUACGUGUACGCCUUGUCGCCAACGCCGGAGCUCUGGUCCCACGUCGUGCCCAAUCGCACGCAGAUCGUGCAGGACUUCGACCAGAGCAUCGUGAUUUUUCGCCUUGACCUGAAGCCGGGGGAUACCGUGGUAGAGUCGGGCACAGGCAGCGGGGUCAUGUCGACGGCAAUCAUGCGCACCAUCGCGCCGUCUGGCUUUUUACACUCCUUCGAAUUCAACGAGUUCAGGGCUACAAGGGCCCAGGAAGAGUUCGAAGAGAACGCGCUGGGCGGCCUCGUGAAGGCCGUGCAUCGAGACGUCUGCGCCUCGAGGGGUGACGGCGGCGGUUUCGGCGAAGAGCUGGACGGCAAGGCGGACGCCGUAUUUCUCGACCUCCCGGAGCCCUGGCUGGCCGUGGCGCACGCCAAGAUGACCCUCAAGCCCGGCAAGAAGCUCUGCUCCUACUCACCGUGCAUCGAACAGGUGAUGAAGACCUGCGAGGCUCUCCGCUCGGAAGGCUUUAACUCGGUUUCUACCAUCGAGUUUCGCCUCCGCAACAUCAACUACGCUGAAGUGCAGCUGGACGUGCCCGACUUCGGAUCCAAUGAAGCAGCAGCAGCAGCAGCAGCAGCAGCAGCAGCAUCCAUCGUUUCCAAAUUGCCGGCUGCUUCUGCAGCCACCGAUCACGACGGCAGCAGUAGCAAUAGCGCAGUAGUAGGCGGUAGGGUGCAUGGAGAAGUGGACGGGAAACCCACAGGAGCUGUGACAGUCGAACUAAAAACCGAUGAUGGCGAUAACGGUGUUCCUCCAACAGUGGUGGAAGAGAAAGGAGCAGGUAAUAUUUCGGCGCAAGACGGCGCCAAGGUCAGCAGCCAGGAAGAGGCAUCGGGGGUGGGCGAGAACGGCGUUACGGCAAAGGGUUGCCACGUCAACCCCAGAGAUGCCGCUGCUCCGAGAAGUGAAGGUAUGAAGCCGAUGGAGGGCGACCAAGCGGCUGUGCCGGACUCAAAGAAGCGGCCGCGAGAACAAGGGGGCGGGAGCGGUACCGCAACGCCCGGAGUCGACGAUGGGGCGUCAAGAACGGGGCGCGGGCGGAAUGAGCGGCUUCAACCCAAGGCUGCGAUACGUGCCGCGGAAGCGGCGGCGGAGAAGGUGGGGGGCGCGCGGAAGCCCCCCCUCAAGCUCGUGUGCGCCCAGCCGUUCCCGUUGAUGCGGGGGCACACUGCUUUCCUUACGUUCGCCACCGCCCCAGUUUCGCGGCAGUUGGGGACGGCAUCGACAGCGAAAGCAACGGCAGGAGCUGCAGGAGCAACAUCUGACGGGGUAGAAGACGGCAGCGAAGACGGACAUAAGGCCAGUAUAGUGGGCGACGCAGAAAGCGCACCGAAUCGCAGCGAGGGUUACCCUAGCGGCGGCGGCAGUGGCAGUGGCGACAGAAUGGACGUGUGCGAGGAAGGGAUCGACGGGAAGGGCAAGGGCAAGGGCAAGGGUACUGGCGUAGACAAGACCGAAAACUCCCCGGGACCAUCCGCAUCCGGUGAAGUACAGGAAACGCUUGACUCGUCCUCAGCAGCUGGACGAUAGCAACGGUGUUUGAAGUAACGGAGCAAUGAGGGCACGUUGGUCUUUCAGGGGAAAAUAUAUGGUUUCAACCCUUGCGUCUCCGUCCUCAGGUUCCUCUGGCGGAAGGCCGCAGAAGACUCGAAAUAUCAGCCCAGACUAGGAUGGCAGAGUGCACUUGCAGAAGCUAGUGUUAGUGUGAUCACUUCGCAUCGAUUGCGCUUGCAGCCCGUUGACCACCGGAAAGACGCUGGGCCUUACUUAGCGGGUGAAAACCAUGGUCUGUAGAAGGGGACCAGAAUUCGAAGAACGACCCAAACCCUGGGUGCUCGAGUGUUGUCGCCUCUCCACGUUCCCCUACCGGAGAAAUUUUCAGUGGUUUAUGUGAACACGUCUAUUUGGGGUUAUCGGGCUGCCCAAUGAAAGACACAAAAGAUC